Messenger RNA from Camellia sinensis, 1585 nucleotides. RefSeq names its product Transducin/WD40 repeat-like superfamily protein. NCBI's taxonomy places the organism in Eukaryota, Viridiplantae, Streptophyta, Magnoliopsida, Ericales, Theaceae. The record is from RefSeq and is a predicted model, not a curated record. Gene Ontology annotation, biological process: protein histidyl modification to diphthamide. Gene Ontology annotation, molecular function: diphthine methylesterase activity; protein binding. Gene Ontology annotation, cellular component: cytoplasm.
GUCUGUCACUUAUAUACUCUAUUACUUUCUUUUCUUAUAACACUAGUUUGUAUGUCAAACCCACAUUGUGAAUGCUAGAUUUGGAAAACCUUUCAGUUUCAGCUUGUGCCCAUAAACUGUUCGAUGAAAUGCUCAACUGAUCUUAACUUGAGUUUUGACUACGAGAGAGAGAGAGAUCAUGGUUGUUAGAAUUGUAUGAUUCAUGAUUCGAUUCGAGUUUUGACUAUGACGAUUUGAACUGUGCUGUUGAAUCGAAAAUUGAGUGAAUCGGGUUAUUCAAUUUACAAUUCACUACGGGAUAAUUUUGUAAUGGAUGUGGCACACUGUUAUCUAGAUGGCAAUGUUGAUGCCGUGGAGUUCUGUCCUCAUGACUCGUUCCACCGUAUCCUUUCUGCCUCGACUUAUACGCUGCAAGAGGGUGAUCAGCCCAGAAGAUCAGGAAGCAUAUCGCUCUUCAAUGUAGAUGCUGAUGCUGGACGGCUUGAACUGUUUCACCGUGUGGAGACAGCGGGAAUUUUUGAUAUAAAAUGGAGCCCGGUUGGAGCCAUUGUUGGUCCGUUGCUUGCUCAAGCCGAUGCAGAUGGUUACUUGAGGCUUCAUCACCUAGAAUGCCGUUCGGAUGGAUCAGCAGCUGGAGAACAAUCUGAUGCUCUCCUUGAUGCGGGGAAUUUUCUGAAAGAGGUUACUAGCAAACAAGUUAGUUCCUCCAUGUGCCUGUGCACGGACUGGAAUCCCUCAGCUACGUCCAUCUCAGUGGGGCUUUCAGAUGGUUCAGUAUCAAUAAUCUCUCUUCUAGACUCCAAACUAGAAAUACAACAAGAAUGGAAGGCGCACGAAUUUGAGCUUUGGGCUACUUCUUUUGAUACACACCAACCUCAACUGCUAUACACCGGUUCAGAUGACUGUAAAUUCAGUUGUUGGGAUUUACGGGAUUGUCCUUCAAACUUGGCAUUCCAAAAUUCUAAAAUCCAUAAGAUGGGUAUUUGUUGCAUUACAAAGAGCCCGAGUGACCCUCAUACCUUAUUUACUGGCAGUUACGAUGAAUACCUAAGGGUGUGGGAUGUGAGGUCAAUUUCAAAGCCAGUAAAUGAAACAUCGAUUUGUUUAGGAGGAGGAGUUUGGAGAAUUAAGCACCAUCCCUCUCUGCCAGACCUGGUAUUGGCGGCAUGUAUGCAUAAUGGUUUUGCAAUUGUCAAGAUUGAAGGAGAAAAAGCUGAGGUGAUUGAAACUUACUGUAAACAUGAAUCACUUGCGUAUGGAGCGGAUUGGCAGAGAGGGGAGAUAUGUCAGAAGUGGCAAAAAGGAGAGCGGUGGUGGUAAGCUACUUGCUUCGUUUUUAUGACCAGCUUGUUCGUAUAUGGAUGCCAAAAAGUGAUAUAGUUGCGUAAACUGGCACAUUUGAACUGAUUUCCUUGUCCCAAAAACAUGUAUUUGUACUGAUCGGGUAUGUAUUUGCCAUUAGUCUUUGUGACUUGUGUUCUCUUGAUGUUGAUGCAGUGUGGAAGAAGGCUCUUGCUGCUGUUUGUUUUGUUAGAAACAUUUUUUUUAUUGGAAAAAAUAAAAACAUUUAUGUCUUAUUGCUCUA